This is a messenger RNA of Lachancea thermotolerans CBS 6340, 2871 nucleotides long. It is a transcript of the gene APL3, whose product is annotated as Apl3p. Gene Ontology annotation, molecular function: clathrin-cargo adaptor activity. Gene Ontology annotation, biological process: intracellular protein transport; clathrin-dependent endocytosis. Lineage: Eukaryota; Fungi; Ascomycota; Saccharomycetes; Saccharomycetales; Saccharomycetaceae. Gene Ontology annotation, cellular component: AP-2 adaptor complex; membrane coat. The transcript has a single exon. The record is from RefSeq and is a predicted model, not a curated record. Bases 1 to 2871 code for a protein of 956 amino acids.
AUGGCAGUUGGAAACGGCCACAAUGGAAUGAAAGGGCUUCAGCUCUUCAUAGCAGAUCUUCGGGGCUCCGUGCAGAGCGAAGACCGAGAAAAGCGGAUCCAGUCGGAAAUGGUAAACAUUCGUAAGCAAUUCGAAGCAUCUGAAUCUUUAAGUGGGUACCAGCGUAAGAAGUACGUUGCGAAACUAGCCUACGUCUUCAUUGCGACGAAUACUACGAAGCUAAGUGAUGUGGUGUUUGGCCUGGAUCAAUGCUGUGAGCUGUUGGGAUCAAACGUGUACUCCGAGAAGUUUAUCGCGUACAUGACACUCGAGUUGUUAUACCAUCAUGCAAAUAUAAACGACAGCAUUGGAAGGCGCGCGACCCAGCAGGUUAAAAAGGACCUCGCUUCAACUGAUGACGACGUCGUGUGCCUGGCGCUCAACUUUCUUGGAGUUGUUGGCAAGUCCCACGAAGAGCUAACGCAUGAGCUCAUUCACGAGGUUUUUCAGGUCCUUCGUUCCCCAACUUCAGCACAGAUCCUAAAGAAGAAAUCUGCACUAGCUUUCUUGGCACUACUUCGUAACGACUCUAGUAUAUUAACGCAAGACGUGAGGCGCAAGCAUCUCUGGAUCCAGCGUAUUAUAAGUUUGCUGGAUGACAGUUCGAAUUAUAGGCUUAUGAUUUCGGUGUUGCCUCUUAUAGAAUUCAUUGCGCGUGAGGUUGACAGUCAGGCUUGUGUCAAGCUCAUUCCUCAGCUGUCAACAAUACUUCAAAAUUGCAUUUUCGCAGAGAACAGACCUGCGGAUGAGUUUCAUAGAAACCAAAUUAGCUCUGGGAUCCCAGACCCAUGGAUAGUCACUAAGAUUGUAUCCAUUUUAAACUUCCUAAUCUGUUCUCCCUCUAGUACUUCGGGCGAGGUUACUUUUAGCAACAUCGACCAAGCAACAUUAGGAAAACUCCGGGUUUGUGUUACUAAAGUUAUAGAGAUAGGUACACGUCCAGCGGUUGAUGUCAUCAUGCGUACCAUCCAAAACACAAUAUUAUUCUCACUUAUCAACUUUGCUUCCAAGCUGGAUCCAUCUGUUGACGCUAUUGCCAGUUCUGUGAACGCUUUGUGCUCUCUUUUGUCUUCAAAUGAAACAAACACACGCUACUUAACCUUAGACUGCCUCACGAAGUUAUGCUCGAUAAACGGGAAGGGCGCUAGAGAUGAAGUCCGCGCUUAUCACAUAGAGCAGUUAUUCCAGAUCUUGGCUACAGAGCGCGACUCGUCUAUCGUCAGAAAGUUGGUUGACCUGCUGUAUACAUUAACAGAUGUUGGAAAUGUUCAAAUGAUUGUAAAUGAGCUGCUAAAAUAUAUGACCGGGUCACGACAGCCCGAUCAUCACAUUAGAUCAGAUAUUGCUGUCAAGGUUGCGAUACUCACAGAAAAGUAUGCACAUGAUACUAACUGGUACGUUGUUGUAACUUUGAAGCUUUUGUCGCUUGCAAAUGCUUCUUUCAAUAACGAUGAUAUCUGGCAGAGGCUCUGUCAAAUAGUUGUGAACAACGAAAGCCUUCAUCAAUUAACUUGCAGACAUCUCGUUGAGUAUUUGUAUCAGCCAAAUAUGUCAGAGCCUCUUGUGAAAGCGGCGGCAUUCUUGCUUGGAGAAUUUGCGGAGUCGGUGGCUUCGGAAGUUUCAUGCGGCGACCUUUUCAACUUAUUCACAAAUAAGUACUUCGGCGUCUCCAACUUAUGCCGUGCAAUGAUUUUGACUACCAUGAUGAAGCUCUACAAACGAGAUUCCCUAAUAGGAUCGGCAUUGAUCAAGUUCUACCAACUCGAACUUAAUUCGCUUGAUGUUCAGCUUCAGACAAGGUCUUACGAAUAUCUGAAGAUUAUUCAGUUAGAGAAAAUACACGGUGUUAACCUGUCCGAUGUUUUGUUUUUGCCUAUGGUACCUUUUAGUGCCAAGAAAAAUCCCCUUUUGAACCGUCUAGGCCCUUCCGAUCAAAGCGUUUCAGAGCUGACAAGCUUUUCAUCCUCCGAUAACACCAUAUCAACCGUUCCAACCCCUCCAUUAAGCAGGUCGCAUAGGAAGCCUCCUGCUAGCAACCGUUAUGAAGAGCAAACCCUCUCAGCUAACUGGGAGGAAGCUUUUAGAAGAACACUGAAGCACAAACAAGGUGUUCUUUAUACUUGUUCUUUCAUUAAGGUUCUUUAUCGCCUGAAUACAGUUUCAUCGCAUCCAGAGCUUCUUGAAGUUACACUGACAUACGUCAAUACUUCUGAUUGGCCUAUAACGUCGCUCUUAACAGAACUCGUCGCUAAGAAAACUGAGGAUGACCCACCGUAUGUACUGAAAGUGAUUAGCGUGCCGGCUUCCACUGUUGCUAUGGGCGAACGUACCACACACAAGUUUGAAAUUCUAACGCGGCACGCGUAUCCACUUAACCAGUGUCCGAUCGUGAAUGUUUCGUUUCGAAGCAACGGGCACUUCAGUAGUCUGGGAUUAAAAAUCGCAUCCAGUAUCACUAGCACCAUUGUCUCCACGCAUACUGAUGGAAGACCUGGUGUCACAUUGCCUCAAUUUGUUCAACGUUGGAGGGCACUUGGGGAUGCCUUGGGGAAGGACGGGGAAUUUCACGGUUCGGCUAUCUUCGCACAGAGCAACACUUACAACCAUGUUAAAAGUUGCGUGGGGAAACUUGGAUUUGAGAUUGUUGAACAGAGUAUGGCUGAGAGUACGAUAUUUGCUGCGGGAAUAGUGCGGACAAAAGUUGACGGCAGUUCGGGGUGCCUAAUGAAAAUUGAGUGCCGAGACUCUCAGGUGGAUAUCAUUUGCAAGACAACGCACGGAGGCUACCUGUCGGAGCUUGUUGCGGGUUGCGUGCUGGAAGCUCUCAGGUGA